AUGUCCUCCGAACUCAAGCACUGGUACCUUGACGCGACAGUCCAUAACGACCGAGUGGAGGAGGUCUACUAUAUAUCAGAUCCUGUGCAAAACGUUAGACGCAGCCGCCAGACCCGGGUAUGGAAGGUAGAGCAACUCUUGGGCCACGGCAGCUUUGGACAAGUGCGCCUGGAAAAGAACCAUGAAGAUGGACAAGUAAGGGCCGUGAAGAGGAUUACGACGACGAGCGCGACACUGAGUAAUAGCGAAUGCGAAAAGGAAUUAAAGGCUCUGCUAGAGUUUUCCAAACCCAAGUUCAAAGAAGCUGCGGUAUUUGUCGAGUUUUUCGGUUGGUUUAAGGAUGGCUAUGACAUUUUUCUAGCUAUGGAGUACGCCCCUCUCGGGGAUCUCCACAAGAACCUGGUCGCAAAUUCGGGGAAAAUACCAGAGACCGAAGCUCGAGAUAUUGCCGAACAAAUACUUUUGGGGCUGGAAAUUAUGCAUGCCGAAUCUUUUGCACAUCGUGACCUUAAGCCACAGAACGUUCUUGUUAUUCAUGGACCGCCUCAGUGGUGGGUGAAGUUGGCAGACUUUGGUCUGAGCAAGAGAUUAACGAAUACUACGGGCUAUAAUACUCGGGCUGGUACUCAGUCAUAUAUGGCCCCCGAAAUUCUCGACUUUCUAAAUCCGUAUGAGCCAAGGUCGGAUUAUACAAAUGCCGUUGAUAUAUGGUCUGCUGGGUGCAUUGUUUAUCGUCUGAUUACAGGUGUGGUCCCCUUUCCCCGAAUCACCUCAUUAAUCAAGUAUUGUGAGGAUAAAUCUUUGUUUCCUUACGAUGCUUUGUUUGACAGCGGGAUUAAGAGUGAGGGAUCAAAGUUUCUUCGACAACUUCUGGUGGCAAAACCAAGCGCAAGACCUUCUGCAAUCCAAGCCCUCAAUCAUAACUGGAUAUUUUCCGGACUUUCUCCAACUUCUUCUGAGAUUGGCUACAAUACGGCUUCACAUGCUGGACUCCAAUCUGACCAACCGUUACUGUCCAGCUUCUCGCAAACGGUAUUGCCGCCCCCAUCAGCUCCCAAAAUUUCACCCCCCUCUAAUGGCACAACUCUCGAUCCAUAUCCAAUCCGCUCCGCGCCUAUAUAUGCACAGGACUCAGAUUCGCAAACUGCGAGAGCCAGCUCGAUCACAAGGGAGGCACGUAGCACGCUCAAGGGCCAUACCGGGUCCGUUUGGAGUGUCACCUUCUCACCAGACGGCAAGCUUGUGGCCUCAGGCUCUGACGACAUGACCGUGCGGCUCUGGGACUCGGCCACAGGGGCGCCCCGCGGUAUACUCAAGGGCCAUACCAGCUCCGUUUGGAGUGUUGCCUUCUCACCAGACGGCAAGCUCGUAGCCUCAGGCUCUAACGAUAUGACCGUACGGCUCUGGAACUUGGCUACAGGGGCGGUACGGGGCACGCUCAAGGGCCAUCUUAACUCUGUCCAGAGCAUUGCCUUCUCGCCAGAUAGCAAGCUUGUGGCCUCAGGCUCUAAUGAUAAGACCGUACAGCUCUGGGACUCGGCCACAGGGGCGCCUCGCGAUACGCUCUUUGGCCAUACCAACUACGUUCAGAGCGUCGCCUUCUCACCAGACGGCAAGCUUGUGGCCUCAGGCUCUGACGACACGACCGUGCGGCUCUGGGACUCGGCCACAGGGGCGCCCCGCGAUAUGCUCGAGGGCCAUACCAGCUCCGUUUGGAGUGUUGCCUUCUCACCAGACGGCAAGCUCGUAGCCUCAGGCUCUUGCGACAAUACCAUACGGCUCUGGGACUCGGCUACAGGGGCGGUACGGGGCACGCUCGGGGACUAUACCAACUAUAUUCAGAGCGUCGCCUUCUCACCAGAUAGCAAGCUUGUGGCCUCAGGCUCUGAUGAUAAGAUCGUGCGGCUCUGGGACUCGGCUACAGGGGCGACCCGCGGUAUGCUCUUUGGCCAUACCAACUUCGUUCAGAGCGUCGCCUUCUCACCAGACGGCAAGCUCUUGGCCUCAGGCUCUCGCGAUAAGACCGUACGGCUCUGGGAUGAGAAAUGA
This is a messenger RNA of Hyaloscypha bicolor E, 2049 nucleotides long. Its product is annotated as WD40 repeat-like protein. The record is from RefSeq and is a predicted model, not a curated record. Gene Ontology annotation, biological process: protein phosphorylation; negative regulation of transcription by RNA polymerase II. Lineage: Eukaryota; Fungi; Ascomycota; Leotiomycetes; Helotiales; Hyaloscyphaceae. The transcript is spliced from 5 exons. Gene Ontology annotation, cellular component: transcription repressor complex; nucleus. Gene Ontology annotation, molecular function: protein kinase activity; ATP binding; protein binding. The coding region runs from base 1 to 2049 and encodes 682 amino acids.